Molecule: messenger RNA, 1012 nt
Organism: Pungitius pungitius (ninespine stickleback)
Lineage: Eukaryota; Metazoa; Chordata; Actinopteri; Perciformes; Gasterosteidae
Exons: 5
Coding region: 32-814 (260 amino acids)
Biological process (GO): response to bacterium
Source: RefSeq, a predicted model, not a curated record
GCUGUCUUUUAACUAACGAUCAUCAUCACUCAUGGACGGGCUGCACACUUUUCUAGUGGCUCUCUUAGGAGUUGCAUCCUGCAGUCAUGAAUGGAUCUCUGGAUCAGUGUCAGUCAGACGAGGAGACAACAUCACUCUCUACUGUGAUUGUAAAUUAUCAACUGGAGUACACAUAGUGUGGUACAGGAACUGCUCUGUUGAGAACCACCCUUCCCUUGUCAUUAAAAUAGACGUUAGUUUAUACGGAGGACUACAGAAUCAGGGCCAGGCCACCAAAGAUCCUCUAAAGUUUCCUCCUCGUUUCGAAAUUGUGAGAAACUCUUCUUCUGAUUCCUAUGACCUGCUGAUCAUGAACAUCACUGAUUCCGAUGAGGGACUCUACUACUGUGGAACUGGACAGAGAAGUGUGGAGGUAAACAAAUUAAUUGGACCUGGAACUAUUUACAGAAACGGCAACGUCACAACAAGGAUCUCGAUCAGUCCAGACCCCAGCGAGCCUCCGCCCCAGACUCAGUGCCUCUGUGUUGUGUGUUGGAUGGUGCUGUUCUCCUUGUGUCCAGCUAUUGCUGUUCUCUCCUCUCUGCUCUCCUCUCUUCUAGUUUAUCAUCUCUGUCAGAAAAAAGCUCCACAACCUGAUCAGCAAACACCUCAAAGAAGACAGCAUGGGGAUGAAGAUGUGUGCUAUGCUGCACUGGAAAUCCAACAGACAUCACAGAGACCACAGAAGAAGAAGAUCCAGAGUUCUGACUCCAGCACCUAUUCUGCCAUCAAUACUUCGAGGAUGUAUACUCUACAUCCAGACUCUACAUUGUAGAGUCUAAAAAAAGGGAAAUAACAAUCCCAACUAUUUGACAUCUAACAAUCUGAUCAUUUAGAGUCAAAUAGAUCAUAGAGAGAAGUGUGCUUUAGGUUGGGGCUUGAUGGACUGUGAUUGAUGGACUGCAAAUACAUUUCCAAGCUUUUUUAUAUUACUUUUUCCCCUACUUCAGUACCUGCUCUGAGGAGAACUCUG